AUGGAUGAAGCCCGCGGCCAGGCGGAAGACGUGUCACAAACACCCGCCAUCAAUCCCCUCGACACACCAAGCAACGACGCCCUUGUGCUUACUGAUACUGAAAGGCUGAUACUAGACCUCUAUGCUAAGGAGCGCGAGCUCGAGUUGGAGCGCAGUCUUCUAGAAGCACGGCAGGCUGACAAUGACAUCGAGCAGCAGCUGAUCGUCGCCGAGCGCGAGGCGCUGGAAGCCAGGGCCGCAUAUUUGCUCCGGAACAAGAUUGUUGACCACGUUCUCGUCACGGACCCCGUCAUCAAAGCCGUCCAUGCUGGCUCGAACGCGUCAUAUGCUGAGAAGCGCCUCCUCCCUCUCAUUCAUGAGCGCGAUGUCCUUUCCAUGACACUCGCCACACUCACUUCUAGCCUGACAAGCACCAACUUGAGCCUUCAGAAAGCCUCACAGAGCGUCCAACUGGCCAACAAGAAGAACCAGGAGCUGGCCAAGACGCUCCUCGACCUGGCCGAGCGAAACAAGGCUCAGACCGCAGAUGAAGUACCCGAUGAAAACCUACGUGGGCAGAUCCGGGCUCUCGAGGAGCAGGUCCGAGACUCCCGGCGAAAAUGGCGCACGCUCAAGAGUAUUGUAGCAGGGGUGAUUGUUGGGAGCGGUGUUGACUGGGCGACAGACGAGAAGCUAAGGGAGCUGGUGCUUGACGAUGAAGAUUAUGCCGUCCGAGGCGAGGAGGUCUCGGAGUAA
Aplosporella prunicola CBS 121167 is the source of this 735-nucleotide messenger RNA. RefSeq lists its product as uncharacterized. The record is from RefSeq and is a predicted model, not a curated record. Lineage: Eukaryota; Fungi; Ascomycota; Dothideomycetes; Botryosphaeriales; Aplosporellaceae. Bases 1 to 735 code for a protein of 244 amino acids. Gene Ontology annotation, biological process: kinetochore assembly. Gene Ontology annotation, cellular component: kinetochore. The transcript is spliced from 3 exons.